Scomber japonicus (chub mackerel) is the source of this 2730-nucleotide messenger RNA. RefSeq lists its product as uncharacterized. Gene Ontology annotation, cellular component: membrane. Gene Ontology annotation, biological process: G protein-coupled receptor signaling pathway. The record is from RefSeq and is a predicted model, not a curated record. The transcript is spliced from 10 exons. The coding region runs from base 1 to 2730 and encodes 909 amino acids. Lineage: Eukaryota; Metazoa; Chordata; Actinopteri; Scombriformes; Scombridae. Gene Ontology annotation, molecular function: G protein-coupled purinergic nucleotide receptor activity.
AUGGUCUACCUGAGAAACCUGGCAGUCUCUGACUUCCUGCUCUGCCUCUGCCUUCCCCUCCGCAUCAUCAACUACAUCAGCAGCUCUGUCACCUUCCGCCUGGUUUACUGCAACAUUGCCGUCUCCGGAUUGUACCUCAACAUGUACGCCAGCAUCCUGUUCAUGGGUUACAUCGCUGCUAACAGGUAUCUGAAGAUCAUCGAUCCUUUAGGAAAUCACUUCCUGCGGACAGUUCAGGCUGCCCGCAUCAUCUCCACAGUAACCUGGGUUUUCCUGCUGGCCCCAGUGAUCUCGUUUGUCAGCAUGUCACUCCUCACACAGGAAGCUCCGACUGUUGUCCCUGACAGUUGUGAAUGCUUGCACAGCUCCCAGGUCCAUGUAUUCUACAAAAUCAUCCACAUCUCCUCCUGCAUCACCUUCCUGUUUGUCCUGGUCUCUCUGGUCUUCUUCUACCACAGCGCCUCCCGCAGUGUGUUGCAGGCACAGCAGAGACAGCUGGCAUCCUCCAGCUACAAGAAGCUCAGGAGGUCACGCAGGAAAAUGUUGGUGCUGGUCAGCGUCUUCUGCGUUUGUUUUGUGCCUUACCACCUGGUUCGCCUUCCCUACAUCUUCCUAUACAGGCAGUGCUCUUUGAGCAAAGUGUUUUACUACCUGAAGGAGCUGAGCGUCCUGCUGUCAGUUCUUAAUGUCUGCCUGGAUCCGGUUGUCUACUUCUUCUUCUCUAAGGCGUUCCGGGCGCAGCUGACCAUCCACAUUGCAAAGAGGGGAAAUGAAGGGCAGCCGAGAGCCACCAAAAAGCCUCCAGAGACAAAAAUGGAUGUGACCUCAUCAUCCAACCAGUCCUCAGCUAACACCCAGAGCCAAGUCAACAGUCAAUGUGAACACAUUGAUAAAUCAGGCCACCUCUUCUUUGCACUGGCCUACAGUCUGGUGUUUGUGGUGGGUUUGGUCCUCAACGGCUUCACCCUGUCAAUUCUCACCCUGAAGGUUUACUUCUGCUCAGCUCAGCGGCAGGUGUCCAGCAUCAUGAUGGUCUACCUGAAGAACCUGGCGGCCUCUGACUUUCUGCUCUGCCUCUGCCUCCCCUUCUAUAUAGCCAACUCCGUCAGCAGCUCCGUCACUCUCCGCCUGGUCCACUGCAUCUUUGCCUCCUGCGCCUUUUACCUCAACAUGUACGCCAGCAUCCUGUUCAUGGGUUACAUUGCUGCUGACAGGUAUUUUAAAAUCAUCCAUCCUUUAAGAAAUCACAUCCUGCGGACAGUGAAGGCUGCCCGCAUCAUCUCCACGGUAACCUGGAUUUUCUUCUCGGCCCUUAUGACCUCCUACAUCACCCUGUGGCACCUCACCAAGCCAGAAUUGACCUUCGUCCCUGACAAAUUCGGCUCCGCCGCCACCUUCCUGUUUGUCCUUGUCUGCAUGAUCUUCUUCUACUACAGCGCCUCCCGCAGUGUGUUGCAGGCACAGCAGAGGAAGCCGCAAUCCUCCAGCUGCAAGAAGCUCAUGAGGUCAAACAGGAAAAUGUUGGUGCUGGUCAGCGUCUUCUGUGUUUGUUUUGUACCUUACCACCUCUCUAUCAUUCCCUAUGCCUUACUGAGGAAGUAUUGCUCCUUACGCCUGGUGUUGCACUACCUGAUUGAAGGGACCAUCUUACUGUCAGUCUUCAAUGUCUGUCUGGAUCCGGUCAUCUACUUCUUCAGCUGUAAGGCCUUUCGGACUAAUCUGAACCUGAAGCAGAUGUUCAGCAGGAACAAAACCUCCACAAACAUGGGUGACCUGGUAGGAGUGGGAGUGACCUCAGUUACCAACCAGACCGCUGAUGAUGAUAUCAAUCAAUGUGAUCAGACAGACACAAAGGCUCACCUCUUCUUCAUGGUGGUCUACACUCUGGUGUUUGUAGUGGGUUUGGUCCUCAACAGUCUCACCCUGAAGGUUUACUUCUGCUCAGCUCAGCAGCAGGUGUCCAGCAUCAUGAUGGUCUACCUGAGAAACCUGGCAGUCUCUGACUUCCUGCUCUGCCUCUGCCUUCCCCUCCGCAUCAUCAACUACAUCAGCAGCUCCAUCACCUUCCGCCUGGUUUACUGCAAUUUUGCCAUCUUCGGAUUACACCUCAACAUGUACGCCAGCAUCCUGUUCAUGGGUUACAUCGCUGCUAACAGGUAUCUGAAGAUCAUUGACCCUUUAGGAAAUCACUUCCUGCGGACAGUUCAGGCUGCCCGCAUCAUCUCCACGGUAACCUGGGUUUUCCUGCUGGCCCCAGUGAUCUCAUACGCCACCCUGUCACUCCUCACACAGAAAGCUCUGACUGUUGUCCCUGAUGGGUGUGAAACAUUGCAGAAUGCUCAAGUCACUAUGUUCUACACAGUCAUCGACAUCUCCUCCUGCAUCACCUUCCUGGUCGUCCUCGUCUCUCUGAUCUUCUUCUACCACAGCGCCUCCCGCAGUGUGUUGCAGGCACAGCAGAGGCAGCUGGCAUCCUCCAGCUGCAAGAAGCUCAGGAGGUCACGCAGGAAAAUGUUGGUGCUGGUCAGCGUGUUCUGCAUUUGUUUUGUGCCUUACCACCUGGUUCGCCUUCCCUACAUCUUCCUACACAGGCAGUGCUCUUUGAGCAAAGUGUUUUACUACCUGAAGGAGGUGACUGUCCUGCUGUCAGUUCUUAAUGUCUGCCUGGAUCCGUUCAUCUACUUCAUGUUCUCUAAGGCGUUCCGGUCCCAGUUGAGCCUUUCACCCUAA